AUGUCUCCAGUGAAGCCUACUCCCGCCAUGCAGGCUGCCGCGGCCACCUUCUCUUCUAAUAUACAGAAACGCGAAGAUGCUUUCUACGAGCCAAGAAAACAGCCUUAUUAUUACACCUCUUCAGACAGCAAUUGGAAGCCAGCAGCACCCGGUCAAACGUUCCCAAAAGACGAAUCGGAGUUACUUCUGCAUCCCACGAAGCUUCGUCUGAUCUCCUGGAAUAUCGAUGUCCUUGUUCCGUUCCCAGAAGAACGAAUGAGCGCCGCAUUAGAUCAUCUGCACGACUUAGUAUCGUCGACGCCGCCAGAAAACGCAAUCGUCAUAUUCUUACAAGAGAUGGGAGUAUCGGACAUGGAGCAGAUUCGAGACUCAGCCUGGGUCAAGCAACGCUUCAACCUCACAGAUAUCGACUCGCAAAACUGGCUAAGCUCUCAUUAUGGCACCACCACACUCAUCGAUCGGCGAGUGCACAUAGACUCUGUGUUCCGCGUUCCGUGGUACAGCAAGUUUGGUCGAGACGGCCUAUUUGUGGAUAUCAAGCUUUACAACUCCAUUCGUCCAGAUCUUCCGGUGAAACUACUACGGCUAUGUAACACACAUCUUGAGUCUCUGGUCGCUGAUCCGCCUGUCCGCCCCGUUCAGAUGGCAGCCGCAAAGCAGUACCUCAACCACAACGACGUCGAAAGCGCGAUACUAGCUGGCGAUCUCAAUGCUAUUGAGCCCUUUGAUCGCUCUCUGCACACAGACAAUGAGCUCGAGGAUAUGUACCUAUUGAUAGGCGAAGACAGCGACAAUGGGUACACCUGGGGUUACCAGUCUCCACAAGCCAUGAGGGAUAGGUUCGGAUGUAGCAGGAUGGAUAAGAUCUUGUUCCAAGGGUGGCUAGCUCCUUGGAAGUUCCAGAGAAUUGGUAUGGGCGUCAAAGUAGCUGAGGAGCAUAGACAGAUGAUGAAGGAAGCGGGCGAGCUAGAUUGGGUUUCGGAUCAUUAUGGCGUCAUGGGUGAUUUUUCCCUCGCUUAUCGGGGACAGCUGACAAAGUAUGAAUCAAGGCAGCAAGUGUGA
Alternaria rosae is the source of this 1062-nucleotide messenger RNA. Its product is annotated as Endonuclease/exonuclease/phosphatase. Gene Ontology annotation, molecular function: 5'-tyrosyl-DNA phosphodiesterase activity; single-stranded DNA binding. Gene Ontology annotation, cellular component: cytoplasm; PML body. Gene Ontology annotation, biological process: double-strand break repair. The record is from RefSeq and is a predicted model, not a curated record. The transcript has 2 exons. The coding region runs from base 1 to 1062 and encodes 353 amino acids. NCBI's taxonomy places the organism in Eukaryota, Fungi, Ascomycota, Dothideomycetes, Pleosporales, Pleosporaceae.